Messenger RNA from Trametes versicolor FP-101664 SS1, 1494 nucleotides. RefSeq lists its product as uncharacterized. The coding region runs from base 1 to 1494 and encodes 497 amino acids. The record is from RefSeq and is a predicted model, not a curated record. The transcript has 11 exons. NCBI's taxonomy places the organism in Eukaryota, Fungi, Basidiomycota, Agaricomycetes, Polyporales, Polyporaceae. Gene Ontology annotation, molecular function: tripeptidyl-peptidase activity; serine-type endopeptidase activity. Gene Ontology annotation, biological process: proteolysis.
AUGUUCGCUAUGUUAGCGGCCUUCGUUCUCCUAGGGGUUGCCGCUGCAAGCCCUCUCGCAGCGACGACUUUUCGCAUCGGCCCAGCUUCUCCGCAAACGACGCUCAGCCUGCGCCUUGCACUUGCCCAGAGCAACCCCGAUGGCGUUAUCGACGCACUCUACCGUGUCAGUGAUCCCGACAGUACGUCGUACGGGCAGUACUUGUCCAAGGAGGAGGUUGAGAGCUUCGUUGCCCCCGCAUCUGACACGGUUGCGGCUGUCAACUCGUGGCUCACGGAGAAUAAGCUCACUGCUACAUCCAUCUCCUCUGCAGGCGACUGGCUUAGUGUCGACAUUCCCGUCGCCAAAGCUAACGAGUUAUUCAACACCACCUUCAGUCUUUUCAAGCACGCCGCGACGGGUGCGGAGACCGUUCGCACCUUGCAAUACUCUCUUCCAGGAUCUCUACAGGGACACGUUGAUCUAGUCCACCCAACUAUUUCAUUCCCGGUAUCCCUUGGACGAUCCGCGCCGGCUGCCCCCGAACGGAGACGAUCCGUUGCAUUUGCGUCUCCUAAACAUGCGUUGCGCGACGUAGACUCUGCGUGCGCCAACGGCACCGUUCCGGCGUGUGUGCAAGCACUAUACGACAUCCCGCUCACCCCUGCUGUCCACAAGGACCUCCAACUUGGAGUGACCGGUUUCUUCGGCAACAACGCGCACUACGCCUGGCUUGAGACUUUCCUGGAGACCUUUCGUCCCGAUAUGGACCCGGCGACCAACUUCAGUGUCGUCGGCAUCGAUGGCGGGUCGAACGACCAGAACGUACCCUCGGUCUCUGAAGGGCUCUACUCGUACAGGAGCUCGAUAUCCAAUGGAGACCUGGAUGGAUUCUUGGACGAGGCGAACGUUCUGCUGGCGCUUGAUCAGCCUCCGCAAGUUCUGUCGACAAGCUACGGCUUCGCGGAAAGCAACCUGCCCUUUUCUCUGGUCGACAAGCUCUGCCAAGCAUACGCGCAACUCGGUGCCCGCGGCACCACUCUCCUUUUCGACGCGGGGGACGGCGGAGCUGAUUGUGCGGCGGACGGUUCCGACCGGUUCGGGCCCACCUUCCCAUCCGACUGCCCUUAUGUGACCUCCGUCGGCGGCACGCAGAACUUCUCCCCCGAGGAGGCCUGGAUAGGCUCCAGCGGCGGUUUCUCGAACUACUACCCGCGUCCCGCAUACCAAGACGCCGCCGUGUCCGCGUACCUCGCCACGCACGGGCAGGAGAACGCGGCACGCUGGAACGCGAGCGGGCGUGGGUUCCCGGACGUCGCGGCCAAGGCAGACGACGUGAUCAUCUACGAGAACGAGGGGUACAAGGCGUUCACGGAUAUCACGACGGGGAACAGCACAGUCCAGUGCCCUGGCGACGUACCCUUGCACCAAAUUAACGCUACGGAGGGAUGGGACCCGGUCACGGGCUUUGGGUCACCUCGGUUCGACAAGUUGCUCGAGAUUUUGAACCUCUGA